CGUCCCUCUCGCGAAUUAACUCGAGAAUACACGUGAAGACGCUAUUUAAAUUUCAAAAUGGAGGUGUUACUGUUUAUAAACAGUGGAAGGCAGCGGUAGCGAUAUUUGAUCCAGUUCAAGACUAGGCUACAAAUCUGUUAUUUUGCAAAGCCAUGAUUAUUUGGAAUCUUUGAUCUGAGGGACUGUGAAAGUGAGGUUUUAGUUGUAAAGUUGACCAGGGCAGAUGAGGUGACCUACGCGUACACGUAUGACCUACUGUCAAGAUGAUGGGUGACCAGCUGAUCUUAGAGGAGGACUACGAUGAGAAUUACCAAGCGACAGAGGAAGAAAUCCUGGAGUAUGCUCAGGUCAUUGGCAUCGAUGUGGACAAGGAGAAAGACUUGAUGUGGAUCGCGCGAGAAGGCAUCAGCGCACCGUUGCCGAGUGACUGGAAGCCAUGUCAAGACACAACGGGAGGAGACAUCUACUACUUCAACUUCGCCAGCGGCGAGAGCACCUGGGACCACCCGUGCGACGAGUUCUACCGCAAGAUGGUGAACGAGGAGCGAGAGAAGAAGCGACUGAUGGGGGGCGGAGCUGGGGCCGGUGGAGGGGGAGGGGCAGGAGGAGGCAGUGGUGGUGGGGGAGGAAAGAAAGACAAGAAGAAGAAAGACAAGACGGAGAAGAAAGGAAAGGAGAAGAAAGAUGUUGCGGGCAAGAAACUAGGAGGGCCUCUGGGGCCCUUGAAGGGCGAAUCCACGCUGGGGUCAACCCUAGGCGGUACAGGCACCCUGGGCAGUACAAGGGGCACAGGUCAGCUCAAUCCCUUGGGGUCACUCAAGGGUGCUGGAUCAACUCUCGGCUCAACACUAGGGAAAUCUGGCGCCAACCUCGGAGGAACGGCAGACUCCUCCCGUUUCUUGAAGAGCAACGCUGCCAGCCAGAAGAAGAGCCAGUCCAUGUCACUCAAAGGAGCCAGAGAGGAGAACAUCCAGAUGAUGCCUGACUUCUCUGAUGAGGAUUCUGGCACGCCCAGGUUAAAUCUUGACCUGGACCUUCAAGAUGUCGGUGGCUUAGGAUAUGAUGACUCAGAGUCUAGUGAUGGCAAACUCAAGGGAGUGGAAGUCUCGGACGAUGAUGACGAUUUUGACAGGGAUUUUGGUCGGUUGAAUCUGAUGGAUGCUGAUGAUCUCACACCUGCAGUUGCCGAAGAACCGGAGCCAAUCAAAUCAAGAUUCUUGAAAAGCAACAAAAAAGAGGAGACGAACAAAAAGGAUGAUGCCAAAGAGGAGAAAUCGGGUGGGGCCAAGCAACCACCCGCCGCGCUGGCAGCGAUGCCAGCCAUCAAGGUCACCUCAGUGCUAGACACGCCCACUGUCGCAGCUGAUCCAAAGCCAGAGGCCGCGCCUGCCAUAGGAGAGGCGGAGCCAGAGAUCGAUCUGAGGGCGUUGGCCGAGAAACGGGAGAGGUUAGAGAAGGACGGGGAAGAGGAGAUGCAGAACGAGACGGAGGAGAGCCUAGCCAAGAAACGUGAGGAGUACCAGAGAGACCGGGAGGAGCAGGAAGCCAAGCUGCGCAAGGACCACGAGACCUCCCUGGCCCACAUGAGGAAGAAGCUAGAGAAGGAGUUGGAGGACGCCAAGCUGGAGCUCCUGGACGACAAGGAGGACAGAAUGAGGAAGCUGAAGCAGGAGGCGGAGCAAACGGAAGAGGAGGAGGCAGAGAAGCUGCAGAAGGAGAGAGACAAGACUAUCCGCGAGCUGAGGAAGAAAGUCAAAGAGGACACGGAGGAAGAAGAGGCGAUGCUAAUGGAGGGCAAAUCGGACGCCAUGAGGAAGCUCAAAGAGACCAUACGCAAGGACCAACAGGAGCAAGAGGACAAGCUAAGAGCCGACAUGGACGAAACCCUGAAGACGCUGCGAGACGAAGUGCGAGACUUGCAGGAGAACGAGACGGCCAAGCUGGAGCUGGAGAAGAAAAAGAUGAUGGAUGCCAUCAAGAAAGAGGUGGGCGGGAUGGAGGAGACAGAACGGAGGGAACUACAGGACAAAAGUAGAAAGGUUUUGGACGAUCUGAGACACAAGUUAGAGUCCGAGGAGCGGACAGCCCUCUCCGACUUGCAGAAGGCACACGACGCAGAGCUGGAAAAGAAGACAAAGGAAAUGAAGCAAAAGCAUGAAAGGGAGAUGGACGACGUGAGAGCGAGAUUGCAGGAAGCCCAGGCAGAGGAGAAACGGAGAGAAGAGGACAAGCUACGACUUUCACGGGAGAAACAGUCUGCCGUACGGGACAUGGAAGGAGAGAUGGAGAACGUCUUGAAGGAGCGUAAGCAGGAAAUGAAAGAGGAACAGAAGAAGGAACUUGAGAAGAUGAGACGAGAACACGAGAGCAACAUGAAGACGACCAAGAGGGAAAUGGAAGAACUGGAGAAGAAGGAAAAGUUGGCACUCCAGUCCCAGUGGGAGGCAGAGAAGGACCGGCUGGCCCAGGACUUUGAGCUAGAGAUGCGGGAGAUGCGGCGGGACUUGGACCAGCGACGGGAGGAGCUGCAUCGGGCACACGAGGAGCAAGAGAACGCCCUGCGGGAGACGAGCGAGGGGCUGGAGGAGCGUCAGAAGGAGGCGGAGGCGGCCCGCAAUGCCCUGGAAAAAGAGGAAGGCAAGCUGAGGAAGAGUUGGGAGAAGCUAGAUGCCGAGAAGGAGAGGCUGGGAAGAAAGCAACAUGAGGUGCUGGCCAGCCAGGUGGCCAAAAUGGACCCAGAGGCGGUCAAGCAGAUCCAGGAGGAGAGACAGGAGUUGUUGGAGUCCAUCCAGGAGGAGAGGAAACGAUCCAAGCAGCUGGAGAAGGAGAAAGAGGACCUGCUUGCCACAGUGCAGAGACUGAAGCUGCAGGCCAAGACGUCACCCAGGAUGCCCCAGCGAAUCUCCGAGGAGGAUGGGCAGGACCUCGAUGAGCCGUACACCAACGGUCACUACCACCAGGCAGACGAAGGCUCCUCACCCCGCACCACCCUGAGAGUCCCCAAGACACCCAGCACCGGCGCCUUGAACUUGGAGGAGCUAUCUCAGCCCACACCAUCCCCUUCAAAAGGGGUUCGUCAGAUGGUUCAUCCCAGAGAUCUCCUGCGUACACCGGCCGAAAGAGAAGAUUACUUGCUGGAAGGUUCGGAUGAGGAGUACCAGGCACCUGCGAGGCGACGUGCAAGCGACCGAGUCUCCAGAGGGCGCCGUGAAAGCGACAGGAGUUCACGCUACACCUAUGGCAGCAGCGACACCGAUAUUGCCGGACUGCCAGAGCACAGGAGCAGAAAUCCCCGACGGCAGGCGUGGGGUCAGUUGGCCACGGACUCGGACGAGUCGGAAGACUUCACCGAGGCGGAAAUCAGACAGCGCAUGCAUCAGAUGGAUGCCCAGGCCAGGCUCCUAGAGGAGAACGGUGCCAUCCGGCGGGCCGGAGAGUUCCUCCGUCGGCAGCGCCACAUCCUGCGACAGCGCCAGCGGGCGCUGGGUGAGGCACGGCAGGAGUGGAGGAGGGACCUGCGGCAUCAGCAGACGGCGGGGCUGUCACCGGCCGGAGCAUCCAUCCUGGAGGACGUCAGACUUGGCUUGGAAAGGGAAGCUCUGGAACUUGACAAGGCCAUGGUCAACAUGUCCACUGGUCAUAGACUCAUCCGAGAGAAAGCCAGUAAGAUCAAGAAACUUGAGGCCUCCAUGCAAGACAGGCUUUCAGGCAGUGAGCUGGAUGCCAACUUUCCACACCUCUCUGUCUCCAACCUGUCACUCAGCGAUUCGUCCACCGGCAGCGACACCAGCCUGAGUGACCCUGAGGAGAAGGGCUCCAAAUCAGGUACCUCACCAGAGAAUCAGGCCUCUGCUGUGCUGUCUCAGUUGAAGCAGCUACUCAGAGACCAGCGGCAAGGUCCAUCAGCCUCUGGGCCUGGUCCAGGCGUUGCCCCCAGCAGUGAGAAUCCACUGACUGGCAGUCUUGGCACUGCUGGGGACCCCGUGGUCUCGUCGCUUAACAUCAUCAAUCAGCAGUUGUCCAACGUCAUGAGCCUGCUGCAGCAGCAGGCUCAGGCCAGGGUGCCGUCCACCGGGGACAAUCCGGCCAGUGACAUGGUCACUCCAGUCUCCCCCAGGCAGAGUAUGUCUGCUGGUGUACUGCCUUCUGCCACUCACACCGGUACCCAGCACCUGCCCAGAGGAUCACACGCCUCCGGGCCGAUUCCCCAUCUUGUGUCCGGUCAGCCUUCCCACAAUGCACUGCCAGCCCAAGGUGCACCGCAGUGGUCUCAUUCCAGACCCCCUUACAGCUACCCACAUCAGGAGAAUGGAUAUGGGAGCAUCCCGGUCUCAGACUACAAUGGCUAUUCCAGACCGGUCGGAGGGGGUCACCCAAGGCUGGCCACCACUUCCAGCUAUCCACAAGGUUGGUCCUCUGGUAUCAGAGCACAGAACCAAGUUGUUCCGAAUGUGAAAUUUGACGUGUCUUCGCUCCGAACAUCCGCCCCCAGGGAAACUGCUGAACAGGCUCUAGAACGGAAAUGGAAAACCUACUUUGGAGGCCAUGGCCUGUCUACCGCUUCCACAGCGUCCCGUCCAGGCGUGCCCAAUCCGUCUCUUGGCAAGCCCACCUUUGGGGGCUACGUCUCUGCCCGGGACCAGCUGCGAGCCUUCCGCCAGUCUGCCCAGACCAGCCCUACUCAUGCCCUCCCCAAUGAGGCAUCCCUGCCUGCCACCUCCACAGAAACCAAGCUUCAGCAGAUGAGCGACUGGGUGAAGGACUUCCGGCGGGAUGACAACCCAACUACCUCCACUGCCACUCCACUGUCUGGCCGGUCCGCACCAGCAACGAACUUCUCGCAGGGCAGCGGGCGCCGAGUGCCCUCCACCAGACUAGAACUGGACAGUAACAACCAGAUAAGAGUGCGAGAGAUUUGACUGACUGUGUGGGCUUUGACGAGGCUGAUCGACUGGAGGCUGGAAGGAGGGGACAGGUUGUAAUAUGAACACAUGUGAUUUCAACGAUUGGUUUGAACUUUCUCUGGGCAUUUGCUUCAGUAUUGGUGAGCUUUCAGUUUCAUCUAGGGUUUUCCCCACGGGAGGGGUGGAGACGGUAGACAAAGGGAGAGGAAAUUCUACAGGAGCCUGAAGGCUUCGUCUUGUGAUUGACAUGAAGAAUUCUUAGCAGGAAUAUCAGUAGAUAGUUGGGAGGUAUACGAGAUCAGUCAAAAGACACAUUGCACCAUCCGGUUGAAGCCAUGACACAACACAGUGCAUGCAUGCAACUAUUAAGUUUGAAUGAAGUGAAUCCAUUGACUUCCCAGCCGUUGUCUAUCGAUGUUGUUUUGAUAGCACCGAGACUUUGCAGAUAACUUGCUGACAGAAUAACUGUUAAUCUGAAGGGGUUGAGAAGAUCGGUUUUUCCAGUAGCUCACAUGAAAGGCAUUAUUAUCAAUUUAUUGGAACCGCUAGCCCAAGCUGAAACCAGCUUGUAUUCAUGUGUUCUAGCCUGGUUUAUCUUAAGGGCUGGGAUUUACACGAUCUUUGCAUUUAUAAUAGUGAUUAAGGCAAUGAUGAAAGUUCACUGUGCUUGAUUUAGAUUUUUAGUUGUGUGAUCAAACAAAAUGUGGCGGUUAUUAGAAUUGUUUGCUCAGUUAAUUUGCAGACUGUGGUUUCUAGAGAUUAAUAUGUCGAGAUUGUUGCAGAAUGCUGAUUUUUUUUUUACUCGUGAAAUUUUCAUCUAGUAUUUGAUACAGAAGGAUUGUAUUUUGUAACAAUUGAGUUCUUUCAUGAUUGAAUGAUUUUCAUUGUGGAGGAAAAUGUCAGCUUUUGUUCCUACUCCAGUAGACGGUUAUAAGAACAAACAUUCAAAAUGAUUCCCUCCUCCCAAAGAAUAGAAAACCCACGUUAUGGAUGAUUUGUCAUCACACCACGGGUAUCCUGAACCUUACGAGUCACGUACCAUUGGUACUGGGUGCAUAGGGACCAUUGAAAUCAGGCAUAUGCUUGUUGGAUUCAGAACAGUUUGGGUUAAAGGUUACACCAGAGCUUUCAAUAAGUCACCACGUGAUUCGUGCGUCUGCUCAGGCAACAGCUAUUGGUAGCCCAGCUCGCAAGAUGGUCUCAGGUGGCUGCACCGCACGCAAAGCGCCAGAAGGAGGCGGUUAAGAUGACAGUUAAAUUCAAUAGACCUUUUCACCCACGUGACUAAAUGUAAACAAUACCACCACGUAAAGACCGUACUGCCUUGGCCACGGUGAUCGUAUAUAAUCCUACGGGCAGCUUCAACCACGUACAAGCGCACGUGCGAACGCUGCAUUCUUGACUGGUUUAUCUUGAAUAAAUAGAUUACCAUCACAACACUAUGCACUCAUUGCCAUCACAACACAUCAGAGGUCCAGCACGAUCGUGACAUCACUCGAAAAAGGUCUAUACGAGUAAGUCCAGAAAUUAGGGGUCCAUUUUUUUUCGUGUCCCUGUCAUAUCGGACACAUGAUUUGUAAAUUCAGAACACACUUUCUAAUUUCCAAGAGUGAUGAAUUAAUGCAAAUUGCCUGCCAAACAAAUAGUAAUACUUUGAAAUUAAUGCCGGUGAUACGUGUAUGUCCAUGUCAAAUCACAAAGGUCAGUUGUAACACUUUUGGGCCUAAUUUCUGGAAUUACCCAUUUCGAAAAAUAAUGACAGAAGCAAACUGAUGUAUCAUGAAUCUGAUACGAAAUGACCUAAUUUUAGUUAUACCGCGAACUAUUUGUCAACUUUGAUGCCUUUCCAAUUCACUCAUCUGUUAAAACAACCCAACUUUAAAAAAACGCCUUUAAUGUUAGGUUUCCCAUAAUUCCAGUCGAACAUACGAGUGUCGUUUGGAUGGACAGAUUUCGUGGCUACUACGCGUGCCCCUACGUAUGUAAGACGUAUGCAAAUCUGUUGUAUUUAAAUACACCAACUGAAGAGCAAAGACAUACCGGUAUCAUUGUGCCCUACCAUUGUCUUCCUAUAAACAGCACAGCUAUAGGCCUACAAGCAUUUCAAGUGGGUGUUUCGAAAAUUUGAUAUUCCUCGCGUGCUACAAUGACUUCAUCUGCCUGUGUCAGUAGUCUGACACGCAUGAACAGUGUUUAAUGAAGUCACAUAUUGUCUUUGUUCUCCACUGUGUCCAUACCACCACAAACUCCCCCCCCCCAGCAUGAAAGAACACGGAUAUUUGUUACCGGUUAACGGGACAACUAUACACACUUUUUGAACUAUAGACGUUUGAGGGACCAAAUUUGCCAAAACGUUAUUUUGGAUACAUUUUUUGUCCGCACAGCGCAGUUCCAACUUCCCAACAAAAGAAAUUGCCCCCUUUACGUCGAGAAGGCCUUACUCUCGCCGUGAAAAUCCAAGAUUUAUGUCCCAAGUAUAGUUUGUAUACGAAAGUGUGUGUAAUCCUGUGUGUGGUGUAUGUGCGUGCAUAUUACUCAGAAGGUUAGACAACUUUUUUAUGACAAUGAUAAUUUUAUAGGAUGGAUUCCUCAUUAUGUUGGCAUUCCAACAGUUUUCAAAUCUGCAUCUUUGUCAGGCCAAGAACUUACCGAUGGUGUGCAUACAUUGUGUUGCAUAUUUUGUAAAUGAAUGAACGCUUCGCCUUUUGUAUAGUAUCGAAUGGGUUGUUUGUAACAAAUUGUUGUAUAGUUUUGAAGCCAUUUUUCAGGUUUGGACCUCAUAUUGUACAUACACAUCCGAGAUAUUUUCAACGGAAAUAAAGUGUGACUGUCAGAGA
This is a messenger RNA of Acanthaster planci (crown-of-thorns starfish), 7741 nucleotides long. RefSeq lists its product as uncharacterized. Gene Ontology annotation, molecular function: protein binding. The record is from RefSeq and is a predicted model, not a curated record. NCBI's taxonomy places the organism in Eukaryota, Metazoa, Echinodermata, Asteroidea, Valvatida, Acanthasteridae.